UCAAUGUCAUUAAUGAAAGAGGUUAUGUCAUGUUUUUGUUGAUAUAUCUCUAGGAUUUUUUCGUUUCGCUAAUAUAUAAAUUUUAUAAUGGAUACAAAAGAAUUUGAAAUUAGCCAAAUUAAACUAGAAAUUGUAUGUAAUGAAUUCUCUGAAGCUUCUGAAAAGAACGAUAUUAGAAAGUUUAGUACUAUUGAACCAAAUAACAUUUCUUCUAUCAAAACAAACAGUUUGGAUCAAAGUUCUCAGAAGCAAAAGUGCAUGAAUAAUCUGGAUAAUGUAUGCGGUAUGGAUUCGAUAAAACAGGAUAAGGAAGAUGUUCUCCUUGAAAGUUUGACAAAGGAAAAUUUUGAAGAUGGUUUUGUAAAAUCUGACAUUUGUGAUGUAUGCAAUGGAAAAUUUAUUAGUAAAACAGUCCCCACUCAUUAUACAAUUGAUGGUUUUUAUUGCUUUUGCCAAGAGGAGCAGCAAUCGAAACCUGAAUAUGUAAAUUGUGAGGAUCUAGUUCAAGAAUGUGGCCUUAAUGCAGAUUCUAAAAUGAGAGAUGAAUCAACAUCUGAGGGGGAAGUUACCUGUGAAAAAACCUCAUUAGCAGUAUGCGAAAGUGAAACGACUUGCAAAAUAUGUAAAAAAGUUCUUGAAAACGAGUGGAAUUUGAAUAUGCAUAUGAAGAAACAUGCAGAGGAAAAAAAGUUUUUUUGUAAAAUAUGUACAAGAUAUUUCAAACAAGAGACAACCUUGAAACUUCAUGAAAGUCUUCAUUCAAAAGAAUCAUCAUUCAAUUGCAAAACUUGUGGAAAAGUUUUCGAUAGCAACUACAGGUUGAAUUUGCAUAUGAAAAGUCAUUCAGAAGAAAAACCAUAUUACUGCGAUGUCUGUUCAAAAUAUUUCAAGCAUAAGAAAACCGUGGAUUUUCAUAAGAAAUUCCAUGCAGGAGAGAUGUCAGUCGCUUGUGAAAUUUGCAAUAAAAUCUUUAUACAUAUUUACAAUUUGAAUGAUCAUAUGAAGAGCCACAAAGUUGGAAAAACAUUCCAGUGCCAAUUCUGUUCCAAAUAUUUUAAAAGCAAUAGGACUCUGAGAGACCACGUGGAAUUAAUUCAUGAGAUAGAUGAAAUAUCAUCUGAAACUUCGUCACGUCUUGAGACAGCUCAAUCUAAAAAAGGGUUGUUUUGUGAAAUUUGUUCCAAACGCUUCAAAAACAAUGGUCAUUUGAAGGAUCAUAUGAGAGUCCAUACAGGAGAGAAACCAUUCAAUUGCAGUAUCUGCUCAAAAUCGUUCAGUUUCAAGUGUGCUUUGAAAAAACACGAGAGAACCCAUACAGAAGAGAAACCAUUCAGUUGCACGGUUUGUUUAAAAUCUUUCGCCCAGAGCUUGUAUUUGAAGGAACACGCAAAAAAACAUAAUGUAGAAGAAGAUAAAUCAUUUUCUUGUGGGGUGUGUUCAAAAUCUUUCAGAGAGAAAAGAUUCUUGACAAGACACGAGAUGAAUCAUAGAACAGAAAAACUAUUCCAGUGUGAUAUUUGCUCAAAAUCAUUCAAACAUGUCAUUGCUUUGAGAGCCCAUCGGAAGAUUCAUGUGGAGGAGAAGUUAUUCCAGUGUGACAUCUGCUCAAAAUCAUUCAAACUCAAAGAAACUCUGAGAAUACAUCGAAAUGUUCAUGCAGAGGAAAGAUUUCAGUGUGAAAUAUGCCACAAGUUAAUCAAACACAAAAUGAGUAUGAGAGCCCAUCUCAAAACUCAUUCAAGGGAAGAAGCAUUUUCAAAGAAACUUCAACUUUUUUGAUCCUAAGGAAUUUUCUUGUGAAAAUACAUAUAGUAUCAUUUCCUAUGAA
Messenger RNA from Leptinotarsa decemlineata (Colorado potato beetle), 1828 nucleotides. RefSeq lists its product as uncharacterized. Gene Ontology annotation, molecular function: RNA polymerase II transcription regulatory region sequence-specific DNA binding; DNA-binding transcription factor activity, RNA polymerase II-specific. Gene Ontology annotation, biological process: regulation of transcription by RNA polymerase II. Gene Ontology annotation, cellular component: nucleus. Lineage: Eukaryota; Metazoa; Arthropoda; Insecta; Coleoptera; Chrysomelidae. The record is from RefSeq and is a predicted model, not a curated record.